AUGGAAAGCGCAUUCUCCACAGGAUACAACAGCAAAAUAAUAAUCAAGCUGCAGACAAUGAUGAAAGUUUUGUUCCUCGUGUGUUCAGGAAUUUUGCAGUUUUCAUUAGCUGCAAACCGUCUGCGAUACUUUAAUUAUACAGAAGGGGAAGUUAACUGGAAUGCUGCAAAACAAUACUGUGCUGACCAGGGGGGGUAUUUGCUGAGUCUUUAUGAUAAAGAGGAUGAGAUGAUGAUAUAUAAUUUCACCAACCCAAUAAAAAAAGGUUUUUGGUCUGGCCUGAAGAAGAAGGAUAAUGAUACUCUCUUUUGGUCAAAUGGAGAAGCCGUCAAGUUUAACAAGUCAACAGUAACCAUUACAGAUGUAAAUCAACUCUGUGAAGCUUUUGAAAAUGGUUCAUGGAUAGGUAGUAAUUGUUCAGAAGAAAAGGCUUUUAUGUGUGAAAAUGAUGGAAACUUUAUCCUUGUGGACGAUGUUGAGAAAAACUGGUGCCAGGCAAUGCAGCACUGCAGAACACAUUUCGCCAAUUUAGCGAGUAUCAUGAAUGAACAGCAAAACGAAGACCUGCAAGACAAAAGUCAAGAAAAAAAUGUUUGGAUUGGGCUUCAGCAUGAUAACUUUGAAUGGGCAGACAAAAGUUGUUCAACAUAUAAAAAUUUACAUAGAGAGAGCAAAGGAGAAUGUAUCUCUUUCGAUAGCAAUGAAGAGGAACUUACUUGGAAUCAACUAACGUGUAAUAGUGUAAAACACAUCAUUUGUUACAAAGGCCAUGUGAGAAUCAGAGUAAUCAAUGAGCCCAAAACCUGGGAGGGCGCCCUGAAUUACUGUAAAGCCAGACAUUCACGCCUUCUAUGGAUUGAGGAUGAGGAGGACCAGAGAGCCGUCGAACAGUGGCUAAAUGUCACUUCCACUGGUUCUUUGACGCGCUUGUGGAUCGGUUUGAGGCAGAGUUCUGUCUUUGGGUUCUGGAUUUGGAGUGACCGAAUUGUGGACUAUAAGAACUGGGAGAAUGGACAACAGCCUCAGAUGCCUUUCUCCAAUCAUUGUGGUGUGAUUGAUGCUGAAACCUACAAAUGGAGAGAUGAAAACUGUAAGCUUAAGAUACCUUUCCUUUGUGAGGAGGAUAUAACAUUUAUGAAGACUUAAAAUUACAGCUUCAUUCAAUCAGCAGCAGAAAGCCUAAUGAUGUCAUUUUAACACAUCUUACAUGAUGUGUUAACAUGUCUAUUUCUCUCUCUCUCUCUUUGUUAUUGGUGGGUUUGGUUCUACGCUUAGUUUUUUUUAAUUUCAUGUAAUAAGUGUCAAAUUUUGAUCUAUAAAUCCAUAUAUUUAGGUCUCAAAUAUAUUUCCAAAAGCAAUAUUUAACCCGAAUCAGCUCAGUAUGUGAAAAGUUUUGCCAUUGUCUGCUAGUAUUUGAGCAAGAGAUUUUGUGUUGCUUUUUUGCUUGUUUUCCCAAUCAAAUAUUUCAAGAGAUUAAAAUUUUGAUAUAUAUAUAUUUUUAAAUCUUGACAAUCAGUGUGCAGAUUUUUUUAAACUUAUGCACGAUAUGUUUUAU
Messenger RNA from Poeciliopsis prolifica (blackstripe livebearer), 1555 nucleotides. Its product is annotated as macrophage mannose receptor 1-like. Lineage: Eukaryota; Metazoa; Chordata; Actinopteri; Cyprinodontiformes; Poeciliidae. The coding region runs from base 1 to 1146 and encodes 381 amino acids. The transcript has 5 exons. The record is from RefSeq and is a predicted model, not a curated record.